CCUCGCGAUCGAGACGUAGAUCAGCCUAUGGGGGAGGCGCGCAGCCGGAAGUAAUCAAGCAGCCGAGCAGCAUGGCGCUCCUGGGAGCCCUGAGCAGGUUAUUCUUGACAAAGCCACUGGUAAACCCUGUUUGUGCACAUCAGCGGACAUUUGCUAAUUUUUCACAGGGGUUCAACCAGCUACAGGCCCCAUCCUCCUCUCUAGCAGCCGGUCAUGGAAUACUAACUCGCAAUAUGCCCUCGCAUUGGCACUUGCAGCAAGUUCGUUUUAAGAAGAGAGGAAUGGAGUACCAGCCUAAAUUCCUGAAGCGCAAGAGAACUCAUGGGUGGCUGAAAAGAAUAAGCACAAGAGGUGGAAUAGAAGUUAUCCUUCGAAGAAUGUUAAAAGGCCGAAAAUCUUUGACGCAUUAAAUCUCCCAAUUUUCUGUCUAUGUCCAAAUUAACAAAAGUCUUGUAAUUAAAGUGCACUAAACAUU
This is a messenger RNA of Pelobates fuscus (common spadefoot toad), 475 nucleotides long. RefSeq names its product mitochondrial ribosomal protein L34 (gene MRPL34). Lineage: Eukaryota; Metazoa; Chordata; Amphibia; Anura; Pelobatidae. The record is from RefSeq and is a predicted model, not a curated record. Gene Ontology annotation, molecular function: structural constituent of ribosome. The transcript is spliced from 2 exons. Gene Ontology annotation, biological process: translation. Gene Ontology annotation, cellular component: mitochondrial large ribosomal subunit; ribosome. The coding region runs from base 72 to 410 and encodes 112 amino acids.